Messenger RNA from Spinacia oleracea (spinach), 2867 nucleotides. RefSeq names its product scarecrow-like protein 30. The transcript has a single exon. Lineage: Eukaryota; Viridiplantae; Streptophyta; Magnoliopsida; Caryophyllales; Amaranthaceae. The record is from RefSeq and is a predicted model, not a curated record. Bases 470 to 2530 code for a protein of 686 amino acids.
AGAAAAGUCCUACAUUUAUUGUCUUGAUUCACUAAACAUUCUACUAAUGCUAUCUCCAUCACAUUGACCAUCUUUAACAAACUUUUUUCCUUUUUUUAAUUUAGUUAUUGAGAGGAAUUAAUAAUUGCCCUUUUUAUUUAUCUUGGAAGUUCCUUCCAUGAAGCUUCUUACAAUCACACAACAGUUCCAAUUUCGAUCUCUUUUUAUAAGGGUGAUACUUGGACCAUAAUUAGUUAAUUACUAUCUCAAGUUCAUUCAUUAAUUUCCUCAAAACCUUUAAGGUACUUUUAUCUCUCAUUUCCAAAUUUCAAUCAAAGCUUGCUGCUAUCUUUGAUUUGUGUUCAUUUAUCCCUUAAUUUCUUGUUUUUUGAUUGAAUUUAGCAAUUUUGUUGGUGGAUUUAGGGUGUCUUUUGUAAUACCCACCACCUGUUUGAUCUUUUGCUUGUGUGAGAAACCACAAAAACCAAUCAUGAAUUCUGUACUUGUUGAUUCUGAUUUCCUGAACAGUUCUGUCUUCAAAUUCAAUACAGAAAUGUUUUCAAACUAUCUAAAGAACCCAGCUUUUGGAGAUUUCUUUCAGACCCCUGAAUUUGUUGAUUAUGAAACCCUUCAUUUUGAAGAAAAUGAGAGCAAAAUCAGUUUAGAAGCACCUGAUUUGAUCAAUUUGGAUACACUUUCACUAGAUCAAAAUGAGAGCAACAAUAGUUGUUUAGAAGUACCUGAUUUUCCUGAUGAUUGUCUCAAGUUCAUCAGUGAUAUUCUUUCGGAAGAAAAUUUGGAUGAGAAUCCUGCCUCUGCACAAGAGUACAGGGCUCUCCAAGCCACUGAGAAAUCAUUGUAUGAUGUUCUUGGGGAGUCAUACCCUUACCCAUACCAACACCCACCUUCACUUCCAAAUCGAAACAUGAAAUCCCCAGAUGAGAGUUUUAGCCCUUUUGAGUCCAAUUUGGAUCACAACCAACUUCAAAUAGACCCAGUUAAUGUGGAUGAAUUUGUUCAUUCCUUCUUGGAAUUGAAUCCCCAAUCCUCUGGCUUAGGCUCUGAGGAUGGGGAGGAUGGGGUAGUGAAUGAUGCUGUUAGUGAUAUCUCAAAUAAGCCCUUACCGACUGCUCCCAAGAAAGAGGAGAAGCCGGUUAGGGUCCCAAGGAGGAAGAAAAGUCGUCAGAGGGAUGAUGUUGAUCAAGGAGGAAGGAGUAACAAACUUCAAGCAGCUAGUAGUGAAGAUUAUGCUGAGAUGGAGCAGUAUGAUGAUGUGUUGCUUUGUAGUGAAAACAAUGAGGAUGCCUCUUUUAGUCCAAAAGAAUGUUUAGCGGAUAAGUCAAGUGAGAAAUUGUCGAAGAUAAGUGGUCAUGGAAAUAAAGGAGCUCGUGGGAAGAAGCAGAACAUCAAGGUAGAUGAAGUUGAUUUAAGGAAUCUUCUGAUUCAAUGUGCUCAAGCAGUUUCAAGCUUUGAUCUUAGGACGGCUAAUGAGCUGCUUAAGCAAAUUAGACAGUAUUCCUCUCCAUAUGGUGAUAGCACUCAAAGGCUUGCCCAUCAUGUUGCUAAUGGUCUAGAGGCGCGUUUAGCUGGCACUGGUUCGACAGUCUCUACCAAUAUCUCUGAUAUGAAAAUCUCAUCAUCCGAUUUCUUAAAAGCCUACAAACUUUAUGUUUCAGCCAUUCCUUUCAAAAGGAUGUCAUUUUUUCUUGCUAACAAUACCAUUUUCAAGUUGGCUGAGAAAGCAACCAAAAUCCAUAUCAUUGAUUUUGGGGUAUUCUUGGGUUUACAGUGGCCCUGCCUCAUACAAGCUCUCUCAAAAAGACCAAAUGGUCCACCUGAGCUUCGUAUCACAGGAAUAGACUUUCCUCAACAGGGAUUUCGACCAGCUGAAAGGGUUAAUGCUACAGGGCGCCGGUUAGCAGGUUACUGUGAGAGAUUUGGUGUUCCCUUCAAGUAUGCAGGCAUAGCUGAGAAGUGGGAAAAUAUACAGCUGGAAGACCUGAAGAUUGAGAGUGAUGAAAUGGUGAUCGUUAACUGUAUGUUCAGGUCUGGAACACUGUUGGAUGAGACAGUUGAACCAAAAAGUCCCAAGGAUGCUUUGUUAAGGUUGAUAAAAAAUUUGAAUCCAGAGAUUUUCAUCCAUGGAAUAGUGAAUGGUACAUUCACUGCUCCAUUCUUUAUCAACCGUUUUAAGGAGGCACUCUUUCACUAUUCUUCUGCAUUUGAGGUGUUUGAUGCAACUUUACCUCGUCAGUCACAUGAAAGACUGCUGAUGGAGAGUGAGUUGUGUGGGAAAGAAGUGAUUAAUGUUGUAGCAUGCGAGGGCGUGGAGAGAGUACAAAGGCCUGAAACAUACAAGCAGUGGCAGGUGCGUGCAUCAAGGGCAGGAUUAAGGCAGCUACCAUUAGACAGGGAGUUUAUGAGUAAAACAAAGGCCAUGGUUAAGGCAAAUUACCAUGAGGAUUUUCUUGUGGAUGAAGAUAGGCAUUGUAUGCUUCAAGGUUGGAAAGGAAGAAUCUUUUGUGCCCUUUCCUUUUGGAAACCCUCCUGAUAACUAUCCUCAAAACAUACAACAAUGGUAGGUUUCAAGCAAGUGCUCACCAUUUGACUCGAAUAAAUCAGUAAGAGCAAGGUGUCACGAUCUGUCUAUACAUGCUCAGUCACUGAUGUAGAUCUCCUUACUUCCAGAUCUAGUUGGAAGCUAAGUUAUGAGAUAUCUCGUGUAAUCUUAUUCUAGGAUAGUAUUGUAGAUGACUUAAAGCUAUGUAUUAUUAAAGCUAGGGAGGAUUUCUUGUAUGUUGUUUUCCAGAAAAUUUACAGUGAAGCUUUGUUUUGCUUCUUGUUAAAUGAUUUAUGAUGGCAAAAUGUGUACUGGUACACAUUUUUCA